Molecule: messenger RNA, 7727 nt
Organism: Anthonomus grandis grandis
Lineage: Eukaryota; Metazoa; Arthropoda; Insecta; Coleoptera; Curculionidae
Product: C2 domain-containing protein 5
Exons: 18
Coding region: 241-5718 (1825 amino acids)
Biological process (GO): positive regulation of vesicle fusion; positive regulation of D-glucose transmembrane transport; intracellular protein transmembrane transport
Cellular component (GO): plasma membrane
Molecular function (GO): calcium-dependent phospholipid binding; calcium ion binding
Source: RefSeq, a predicted model, not a curated record
UUUACAUAUGGCUAAAAAUAAUAUUGUUCCUGAUUUUAUGUUGUGGUGCCCAGAAUGUCCUAAAAAUAGGACACUUUUUAAUAACUUCAGACUUUUAAUACCUUUUAAUUAGUAAUUGAAACGCUAUCAGACAUUUAUAGACCGCUUUUGAUAUUUUUUACUUUAGACGUCGUUCGGUUAUUAAUGGAUCCUUACAGUUAGUAUUCCAGAUUCAUUUAUUAAGCAUUAAAAUACGAUACAAUGCCUGGAAAAGUUAAAGUGAAGAUCAUAUCUGGCAAAAACUUGCCAGUUAUGGACAGGUCAAGUGACACAACUGAUGCCUAUGUAGAAAUAAAAUUGGGUAACACAACAUAUAAAACAGAUGUGUGUCGGAGGACCUUGCAUCCUCAAUGGAAUACUGAUUGGUAUAAAUUUGAGGUAGAUGAUUCAGAACUGCAAGAUGAACCUUUACAAAUAAGGCUGAUGGACCAUGACACAUACUCGGCCAAUGAUGCUAUUGGAAAAGUUUAUUUAAAUUUAAAUCCCUUAUUGCUUCCAGUUGCUCGACAAUUAGAUGUGGGGGAUAAUAAUCCACAUCAUGAAAUAUCCGGCUGGAUACCUGUAUUUGAUACAAUGCAUGGCAUUAGGGGGGAAGUGAAUGUCACUGUAAAAGUGCAGCUGUUUUCGGAUUCAAAUCGAUUUAGGCAAUCAUCCUGCGGAGUCCAUUUCUUUUAUUCACCAACAGUACCUGAAGGGUAUCAAGCUAAAGUUAUAAAUGGGUUUGUUGAGGAACUUAUUGUGGAUGAUGAUCCAGAAUACCAAUGGAUUGAUAAGAUCAGAACUCCCAGGGCUUCAAAUGAGGCUAGACAAACUCUAUUUUUUAAGCUAUCAGGGGAAUUACAAAGAAAAAUAGGUGUAAAAGCCCUAAGUUUGGGAGGAAAUGCGGUAAUAGGUUACAGACAGUGUUUUGAUCUGGAAGGAGAGUCUGGAAUUGUAGCUAGAGGCAUAGGAACAGCUGUGACCUUAGUAAAAGCAACUUUUACUAAUCUUCACCACAUACCUGAAAACAAAGAAGAGGCUCUAGAAAAAUACCUAAAAUUUGUUGGUGAUGGGAAGAGCUUUAGCUUAUGCCCAACAUCACCCUCUCACAACGCGCAUUUUCCAUUUUCCCCUAUAGUUCCAUUUGAUGUUCCUCCUGUGCGUGUACCUAAAGUAGCCAAGCGCCAGUAUGCUUCUUUUGACUCUCACCUUUUAUCCCCUUCUGUAUCAAAUCCCAAUAUAGAUGAGCCACAUAUUCAAGGGCUACUAAAUCAAGAAGAUAGUAGAGGCAAAUCGGCUAUAUUUGGAAGAUUUCAAAAGUUUAAGCACUCUCAGAAAUCUUUGUCAAAGAAAAUGAUUGCUCUAAAAGCCAAAAUAAAUGAUAGUAUUGGUGAAGAGGGAGACGACAUUUUGGGCACCUCAUCUGACAAAAGGAAACACUUUAAGAGAACUUCAAGUGAUUCGAGUGCUAUGGCAGAAAUUUUGGCGCGAUCCGUUAUGCGAGCAACUUCCAGUUUAACAUGUAUUCUUGAAGAUCAACCUCAAACCCCCAAGGAGGAGGAGACGUUAGACAAAUUGCAACCAAUAGCCAAUCUUUUACACCGAAGUGAAACACCUGAAACUGGCUUGGAUGAAGCAGGAAGUGAUGCUCAGUCUUGUUCCAGCACUGAGUCAAGCAGCACAAGCUCCGAAUACAAUUAUAGAGAUUACAGCAGGGUUAACACUGAUGUGGAAACCCUUAGCAAUAUUAUUACUAAUGUUGAAAAACUUCAGAGGUGUCUCUCUAGGGAAGGCCUGUAUAAGCAAUAUUCUUUGCCUGCAAUUCCUACUAAGGGGUUUUCAUUAAGCAGCUUGGACAAUUGUAGCCAGUUUGAUAGUACUUAUACCAUUGACAACCAAAUGAUUGAGCCUGGAAGGAGCAGAGACAGUCUAGGAAAAUCUGAACUGAGCAUCUCAAGCAGUAAUUUAUCUCAUUUGGUGGAGCCUUAUCCACCUAUAAUUAGACUUGAACGUCGAACUUCCGACAUAUAUGAUUCUAGGCCAAUUCUAGAGGCUAAAAAGAUUCCUAAGCUUAAGAGGUCACAUGAAAUUGAUUUGUCAGAUUCUUUAAGUGUCAGUAAUAAUAUGCUUAGUACCUCUUUACCAACCAAAAUCUUCGAAAAAUCCAAAAUUUUUACAAUUCAGUCAAGAGAUGACAGUAGUCUCUCUAACAGCAGCUCUCAAAUAUUUCGCAAAUCCCCAACAAAAAAAUCCGCAACUUCGAAAUCUGUUGACCACAUUCAUAGUCAAGCUCAUGGGUUAGUUAAGACAGCAUUACAAACCAUGUUAGUUGAUAGAGCUGAGAGCUUAGGCGCUACAGUUUCGCCAUCUUAUCAAACCAACCAAACACAUUCACCUUUAAAGAAAGAAAACCAGACAAAAGGUAUUGUAAAAACAGCUCUACAAACUAUGCUUGUUGAAAGAGCUGACUUGCUAGGGGCACCAAAGGAGAAAGUUUCGAAUCCAGUUAAAAAACCAGAAGUUGAAUCGAGCCCUAGAGGAAUAGUUGAUACAGCACUUAAAACUAUGCUUGUUGAAAGAGCUGACAUAUUAGGCGCACCAAAGGAAAAAAUACGAGAGCCUGUUCAGGAAGUGGAAAGUGAGCAAAGCUCCAAAGGCUUAGUCAAUACCGCGCUUAAAACUAUGUUACUUGAGAGAGCCGAGUUGAUAAAUUCACAUCCAGAAAAUGUUUUUAAGAAUGCUUCAUCUGAAACGCAACAAUUUUCACCUGAAAAUGUUGGAGUUCUGGCACCAGUAAGUCUAGACAACGUCACCGUUGAGCCUAAGAAAAUGGUAAAAACUGCCAUGCAGACAAUGCUUUUAGAAAAAUUUAACAUUCUAGGAACUUAUACCCCACCAACUUCUCCAAACCUCGGCGAUUCCCAUGCAGGUUCAAAUUUUACUUUCAGUAAUUCUGGCCCGAAGAGAAAGACAAUUCCUAAAUCAUCCAGUACUGCAUCCUUCGGUGGGCAGAAGGAACAGAGAGAAACGGUAUUAGGAAUGCCAUUUGCUUCAUUAUCUUCUUUAGUGACAGAUUAUGAUGUAGCAAUAAAUCAGCAAAGGGCAAAGUUUUUACUCGACGAUAACCUUGAUGAGCCGCUUAGUCAAGUUUUAACAAGCAAGUCUAAUAGGAAGAAAAGAUUUAAGUUUCUUUCACCAAAACCUGAUGAUAAUGGCAAAACUAGUCACGGCAUGUUUAACCGACUCAGAAGGUUAAGCAAAAGAGGCAUCCACGACGACUUGUCUCAAAAAGAAGGCAAUAUUCUCUCCCGAAUUUUCGCUUCACGCAAUGACGAAAAAAUGAAAGAUGAGUCCACACAAACAUCCCUAGAGCUCCUCACCUGUCCUUUAUCUGCGCAAAUCCCUUCUAACAAUAAAACUGAACCUAAAAUAACCAUAACAACACCCAAGCCACCUGGCCAUACCGACUUAGCUUCAGGUGACUUUCUUGCUCACAGCAAAACUAAAUCUGCAUGCAUAACAUCUCAUCAAUCCCCCCCUGCUCAAGAAAGGCAAGGGCAAAACGGCAGCGAGCGAACAGACGAGCAGAACCCCGAUCCUGCAGCAAAAGUAUCACAGUCGCCCAUUAAAGUGAAUUAUAUGGUACCUUUACAUCGAAGAUCAUCCGAUUCUGAUUUAAGUAUUACCCCAAAAGGAUGGUUUGGAUUGAUUAGGAAGAGAAACAGCCUAACAGGAAGUGACAAAUCAGCGGCAAAUGUGGCAGCAUAUUUUAUGAGAAACAACUAUAUAAGGAGGGGACAAUUGAAUCAGGAACACUUCGAUUUGCUGGAGUAUCCCUUUUUGACGAUGACCAAAUUUCCGCAAAGGUUUAUUAUCCAAAUAGGUGGAUCAAUAAGCGCCAGAUCAGUAAAAUUACUCGAAAGGAUAUUGAACGUUGAUGAGCCCGAGUCUAGAGACAUCUGGUGGUCGGAAAUAAGAAUGGAAAUUCGAUCUCAUGCGAGAAGUCUAAACUGUAACGCUGUUUUGGGGUAUUCUGAGUCAACUAGCAUUUGUGACGACGUAUGCGUCUUAAGCGCAUGUGGCACGGCGGCCGUUAUAGAUUUCAGCAGCUCAGCUGGCGAUGAUGAGAAUUUCUCAACCGUUCAGCUUAUACAUAAAAAUGUCGAGAGGGAUAAGCAACUGAAUGGUCACCACAAAACAAGUCACGACAGUCCAGAUCACAGAAUGUUGCCUCUAUAUUCUUGUUUUAUCACCCACUUACCCUACGACGAAAAAACUGUUCCUUUGAAAGCUAAGGUGACCAAAUGUCCUAUGUGCAUAAAAGGGAAAGUGCCUGAAGUUCUCAUUUCAACAAUAGAACCUCCAGAUUUGUUGCCAAUCGUAGGCCGAGGGUGUUUUAUUGAAUCCCACGUGUCAAGACCUCUAAGAGAUCUUAGAGGCGAGACUUUUGCUAAGGAAAUCUCGGAUGGCUUACCAUUUUUGGAAUAUGAACUUCACAGGCUCUUAGUUAAUAAAUUAAAAAUCAAAGGCAUGAAUGCCGUAUUUAGCUUAAAAAUUCGGAUUUCUGUGGGGGAUAAAAUGAUGGUAGGGGUGGCCACCGGCACAGCUGUUUACUUACCUUGUCUACCUAGCCCUGACUUACCUUUGUUGGUCACUGAUAAAUUAGCCGAUAAAAAACUUGUCGCUGAUUUGCAAGAAAUCUUACACCAGACUGUUAAGAAAAAUAGGGAAAUUUAUCAGAUAAUGGAUGACAACGAAAAUCAAAAGAGUUAUUCAGAUGAGGAAUCUGACGAGGAUCCUGGAUCUCUAGACAUAUCUUGCGGUAACAAAGAUUGUUGUAUUUUAGAGAUGGAUGAUCCAGAAGAUGCAGAAGUUCUAAGGCUCCUGAUGCAAGAAAAAGUGCCAGACGGGUUCCACGUUGUGAACACCGAAUCUGUCCCAGGUCUGGAUGAUCUGGAAAUAGUAAAAAAUCUACAAAUGUUCACGCAAAUAUAUAGGGCGAAGCUAGUGCCUCCGUAUAAUUUGCAGAAGCAUUUUGUGAGGCUUCUUCAGAGCGUUUAUUUUAAGCUUAGGAGGAUGGUACCAUGCGCUUUAUGUGACUUGCAAUUUAGGAUUGAUGUACCCGAGCCAGAUGAGAUCCAGUUAUGCGUUAUCGGUAUGGCUUUGGGCUUAGGCAAGAAAGGGAAGAAAAACAGUCCUGCAGGAGUUGCUUCUAGGAAAGAGGAUGAACUUAUAUUCAAGCUAGACGAAGAUCCUCAGGAAAAUGCUCAUCAGGUUAACAAAUCAAAUACAUCCAGCUUAAAAUAUCGAAAUACGCGGUCGCCGUUAAAGUAUCGGCCUCAGUCCAUGAAACAAAGACAUAUUCCAGCUGUAGAAAGGCAUGGUGUCGACAUAACGCCCUUAAGUUACGUGCCUGGUGGAGUUAUUGAGCAAUACUUAGGAAACCUUAACUUUUUCUUCAUAAGAGAAACUACAUCUAUAAGAGAAGAGGGAGGCCUUAGUGGUUUUAUUCACAGCUUUAUCACAGAAGUAUUAGCAAUAGUGAGAUCUCACGUAACCGCUUUAGGUGGAAACGCUUUAGUGGCCUUUUUCAUGACAGAGUGUGUUCUUAAUCAUAAUUUACAUAAAAAUCAGGGUCAAUGUCUUAUUAACGUUGGUGGUGACGUAGUAUCAGUUUCCUAUAUAAAAAACGAUCCUUAGUGCACGAGGAAUAGAUUUCAAGAAACAAGUUGCAUUGUACUUAAAUAUUCGAUUUACUCCCGGUGACACUACGUAUUAUUAGCAAAAUAAUAUUUAUUUGUACAGAAAUCGUUUAGAGUUACAGACGUUUUGGUUCUUUCCUUCUAAUUAAUAUCUAUCCUAUAGUUAGUUGACUUAUGACAUGACAAUUAGCGUUAUAACUGCAAUAUAAUGUGUUCCUAAUAAUAACUUAAUACCGUUGCUUAGCCAGUCCAAAAGACAGCAGUGAUUUAAGAAACCAUUAGCGUGUUACCUUUUGCACCUAUUUUUAGGGCGUUUUCGAUCGGGUUUGACCAAUGUGCACGUGGUAAUUUAAUUAUAACUCUAUUGCUCUCUUGCUCCGUAGCAUAUACAAGAGGUAAAAAAUGUAUCAGACUACUAUGAAAAGUUGUAAAAGUCUUAUAAAUAAUCAUAAGCAAAUAAACCAAAUAAUCAAUUUUUGAAGCUCUCGGAGCCUGACUUAAUAUUUACAUUUUUCUCUUAAUUGUUGAUCGAGACCAUUAAAGUCUACAUAUAAUACUAUAGCAAUAAUAUCGUCACGUAGUACUGUUUCAGAUUUAGGUUGCAAAUAAGAUUUAAAAGCGAUCUAGUGUUUAGACAAAUCAAGUAAUGCUUAGAUAAAUCAAAUUUUUUAACUUACUUAUGCUCAUACCUGACAAGAGCAUCCAUAUGGCUCGAAAUAUAGAUUUGUGUUUUUUAGGCUAAAAAUUACCAAAACAAAUAUUUUUUUAAUUGUGUAAAAAAAGGAUAAAUUAUGUUUGUAAUAAAAUGUAUAGAACUAGAUAAAGAAUUUAGACUCACGCUAUGUAAGUAUUCUACGGCCACAGACUCUCCGAGUAUAUUAAUAACUUUAGAAAAAUCGGUUUUAUAGCAUAGUUAGGCGUUAUUUCUUGUUACUGCAAUAUUAAUAUGACAUUGGAAUAUUAAAUACAGAAAUCAUAUUUGCUAUAUUUUUUUCUAAGAAACUCUAGUGCACUUAUUGAUGUAAUCAGCCAAAUGUAUAUCCCUUUAAUUUUACUAAAUAUUACGUAAUUAUUUCUACAUGUUUACACUAGUCCUUUUAAAAAAAUAUAUCUCAUGUCGACAUGGUUACCUGACCCUGCAUAUUUACCAGAAAGUAUAUCGCGUUACUUCUCCCUUUAAGGAUGAUCGUAUAAAGCAAUACCUUUUAAGUAUUUUGUUUUACCAUUAAAUUUUAUUUUAGUUGCCAAUAUAUGUACUUGUUAGCCCCGCUUCUUUGAACUUGGGGAUUGACGCAACCUUAUAAACCAUGAUUUAUUCAGUCAACAAAUCGACUGACAAUAAGUUUACUGAAAACAAAUGUUUAACAGCUUGGCCUUAUUUAUUGGAAAAAUUGUAUUUUCAUGAAUUUUGAUUUUUAAGAAAAAUAUUCCAGAACUGACAUUUGCCCACUGAUUGUCUUGCUAAAAUCAGUAAAAUCUUCUAUGAAGAUUUGUCAAUUAAAUGAAUUCUCAAAUUCAUAUUAUAUUCUUAAUAUUAAUAUUUAAUUUUAGUCUUAAGACUUGUCUGAAUAAAUUAUUAGGUAUAUAAAGUGUUGUCAUUAUGUAAUGCUGCCUACUACCCUAACUUUUGAAUUUCUAGAUAUAAUGAGCAAGGGGAUCAUGUAGCACUUUAUAUAUUGAUUCUUUAGUGAACUUUAAACUAUAACUGGAUUACUUCAAAGAUACUUAUAGUGUAUUAAAUUACUUUAGAUGUAUGCCAAAUGAACUAAUAACUAAUCAAAUCCCCUUGCCAAAACUUCCAUUAUGCUCCUUUAUACAAUUAAUUUUUCCUGAAAGUUCACGAUAUAAUUAUAAGUUUUUCUCGAAGUGCAAACGUUAGUGGGAAUGAAGGUGAAAUAGAGAUAAGCAGAGUUUGUAUUGAUAAAAAUAUUAUUUUUUUUUUAAUUUUGGCCAUUAGUUGUUAGAGAUCAAAAUAACUUUGUACAAUAAAUUUGAUAUUUUAUCAUC